AGUGAGCUGAGUCGAGUUGAAGUUUGAGCUUGAGAGCUGUGUGUCGAACAUACGCCUGUUCUGUCACACAUUCUACUUGGUAAUGUAAUAUUUCUAAUGUCACUAACGACAUUUCAUCGGUGUAAUUUUGUACUCUAAUUAUUCCUAAUGUCGCGAACUUUACUCAGAUCAUGUUAGAAAUAACGUUCGAUUCGAUUUAACCAAGAUGUGUCAAGUUUAACGAGGAACUAUUUAACGUUUUAUGCUUUGUGUACCACUACUCCUCGGUUUUUGUUUUGAUAGUUUAUUACGUGUAUUACUCCGCAACUUUCAGUUGUGAAGCUCGACCUGUAAAAUGUGUUGCAUUGUAUAUCUUCUAUCGACUGGCAGAAGAUAGUGUGUAUGAUGCUGGACGCAGUGAUAAGUUCAUUUUAAUCAACCAUUACGUGACUCAUUUGGCAGUUAUGAAAAUGGAGCAGCAAGUUAGAACUACUACUUCCAGAUUAUUCAAUGUAACUAUAGUCGACGUUAAAAAAGACGAUAUCGAAGAGAAAUAUGAACGAGGAUAUCUACUGUAUCAAGGUAUCAUAUCCGGUUUAUCGGAUAAAGAAUGCAUCGAUGCUCUUACGACGGCUGUAAAUCGAGAAAAAAGUCAAGAAGAAUUGAUUUCAUUAGGCAUGAUCACCGUUAUACUAACCGAACCUCAUAAUUCUGAAAAAGUUUAUCAAGAUUUACGAAUGUUGAAUCGCGACGGAUUCCAAUCAGUUACUCAAAGUACGUGUCAACUUAUCCUCGAAAGGUAUACCAGACUUCACGAUGUAGCUAGAUGUCAAAUGUUAUGGCUGGUUAGAGAAAUGGUCCGAAAUAUGGUUCCGAAUGUCGACACGUUGUGUUGGAACUUGAUGAGACACGCAGCCAGCGGAGAUGUAUCACCUAAGAACUUAUAUUUAGUCGAAAACUUGUUAGAUAUUUAUCAAGAUAAUAGGAAAUGGCUAGAAAAAUUUCCCUGGUUAUUGGCUUCUGUAGUAUAUUCAUUUUUACGUUUCAUCGAAGAUCAUUCUAGCCCAUCGUUGGCGAAAUUACGCCAGAAAGAAGUAACAUUUGUGAUAUCGCUGCUACGUGAAAGGUUCAUGGAUUGCUACGUGAUAGGUCGCGAUUUAGUCAGACUGUUGCAGAAUAUAUCUCGUAUACCGGAAAUCGAAGCACUAUGGAAAGAUAUACUACAAAAUCCUUCUUCGUUAGCACCUAAUUUCACAGGAGUAUUGCAAUUAUUACAGACGAGAACGUCUCGUCGUUUUCUGCAAUCGAGAUUGACGCCGGAUAUGGAACGAAAAUUAGUAUUUUUUACCUCUAGUGUUAGAUUUGGAAAUCAUAAAAGAUACCAGGAGUGGUUUCAGAAACAGUAUCUAGCUACUCCAGAGUCGCAAUCUUUACGAAGUGAUUUGAUUCGUUUCAUCGUCGGUGUUAUUCAUCCAACUAAUGAACUCCUGUGUUCGGAUAUUAUACCUAGAUGGGCUGUUAUCGGUUGGUUAAUUACCACAUGUACUUCUAAUGUUGCCUUAGCCAAUGCUAAAUUAGCUUUGUUUUACGACUGGUUGUUUUUCGAGGCGGGUAAAGAUAAUAUUAUGAAUAUAGAACCAGCGAUAUUAGUUAUGAAUAAUUCUCAAAAGACUCAUUCCGCUGUUACCGCAACCCUCCUGGAUUUCUUAUGCAGAAUAAUUCCAAAUUUCUAUCCGCCAAUCACGGAGCACGUCCGAAACGGUGUUUUCUGUUCGUUGUAUCAAAUUCUAGAAAAACGUGUGUUACCAUCUCUGUUACCUUUGUUCGAUAAUCCAAAACUGGAUCGCGAAUUACGCUCGAUGAUCAAAGACACAUUCAGCGAAUUUUGCGAAUCAACCGCAGAAGGAAAUAAACCGCCGGAAGAAGUAAAAGAAGACGGGGCCGGUGCCGAUAAAUUGGAAAGAAUUACUCCUCCCGUUGCUUUAACUAAUAAUCAUAAUGCUAUCGAGAAUAACUUAGAUGUGGCAUUCAGUGACGAAGAAAAUGAUAUUAUUAGACCACCGAUUAAAAUCGAAGAAGAGGAUGACGACGUUCCUUUAGCCAAAGUGAAGAUUAAAGAGAAACCGAACGAUGAAGUUUUUCCCGACGUUGUGAAAACGCUGAAGAAAGAAAUUCGCGAUCUUAUCACUCAGUUGAAUAAAGAAAAGAAUAAUAAUCGAAGAUGCAAGAUUGUAGAUAAUUUAAUCAAUGUAAUCUCAGACGACGAUGAUUUAGAUAACGAGUCUUUAGCCAAUAUCGCCUUAUGUUUAAACAUCGCUCUAAAUUCGCAAUUCGAGGAGAAAAUAUUUCCAGAAGAAGCCAACAACAAAAACAUCGAAGAAAGUGUAAAUAAACCGAUGUUUAUAUUAUUCAGAGGUUUGACCGAGUCAUCGGACGGUAGUUCGAAGCGAAUUCCUUUUUUCACAAUUCUAACCGAGUUGAGAUCGCAUCAGCCUAAAAUCGGAUACUUGUUGUUAUACUAUUUGCAAGUUUGCGAGCUUUUGAAAGAGAAGGAAAAGUCGUAUGCGAGUAAAGGUUACCUGUAUAAAGAAUUUUGUCAUAAUCAAGAAAAAAAAUUUGAAGACUGUUUGAUCUGUGAUCUCGAAAUUUGCCAAGAAGAUGACUGUUAUAUGUUUUGUUGGCUGAUUCCUUCGAUAUACAAGGAAUAUCCCAAGUUUUCAAAUGGCAAUGAUAAGUUAAUUAAUUUAAUCGUAUCGUCCAUCGACGCGAAGCAAUUACAAGAACUCAUUUGUAAAGUAUUACAAGGCCAAUUGGUCAUGUUUCAAGCGGAUAAUUUCGUAUCGUUGAUAUCGUCCUCGUUGACGUGGGAAACAUUCGAACAAUAUUGUUUAUGGCAGUUGGCGAUAGCUCACGAUAUUCCACUGGAAUGUAUGCUGAAUACUUUACCAAAGUUGGAGUUUAAAUCGCACGCCGAAGCUUUGGCGUCCAUUUUGUUGUUAUUAAGAAGAGAGAAGCCAUCGGGGGAUUUAUUAAAACCGAUAUUUUGUCGGGAGCUCAAACCAUUAUCGGAUAUAUUCGUCGUAUCUGUGUUACAAGCUUGGUGCGCCCAGACUUGCGAUUCUUUGGCUAAUUGUGUGGCCGAUUUAUUGACCAGUCGGUGUCCGACGGCGUCGCCUAGUAAACGUAAAAGAGGACAAGGUACGUGUCGAUCAAACAAGUUAGGACAAGGCUUAGGAUCAAGAAGCGGAGUAUCUCCGCCUAGCGCGGAACGUAUUCUGGGGCAUUUGGAUCGAGCUCGCGAAGGCUGUAAACCGAUGUUCAAAGUCGACAGCAUGCAACGAGCUUUGCAAAUAGCUCAAGCAGCUUGCACAGAUACUCAGAGAGGAUUAUACAGUAGUUUAUUCGCCUUACUCGAGGAAGAAGAACAACCCGUCAGCACGACCAAUAAAACCGCACCGUCUACGAGUAAAGGCCGAGGACGUAAAGCAGCCGCUGGCAUGUAUAACAGCACAUCGACAACCAACACGAAUAGUUAUUCGAGUAAACAUCGCAACGCGAGUAAUCGAAGCAGUCUUAAAGAAUUAUCCGACUCUUCGGAAUCGAGUAGCGAAGAAGAAGAAGUAAUCAAACCGAGAAACGCGAAAAAACGUAAAAAAAUCAACACAGUUACUUCGGACAGUGACUAACAUACGGCUGAGCAACUAGCCAGCGAUGAAGAACCUGGCUAUGGUAUCGUGAAUACUCCAGCGUAAUGUGUUAAUCGCUCCCACAAUCGGCACCGGAAUCACGAACGCGGUAAAGUGUAGGUUUGGUUUUGCAAUUUACAAAGCAAUGCAAAAAAGGGAGUAAAUAACCUCGAUCGAUUUGUAUUGGAUUAUUGCUGUGAUAUUUUAAUGGUGGUUUUCGUAUGUACUUUCCAUAUCGCUCGUGUCGGUUGUUCUGUUCAGUUCGAUUCUGUGUCUGUGUCUGUCUGUCUAUCAGUGUGUGUGUGUUUUUAAACAACAUUCGAAAGAUGAAUUUUUUAUUAUUUAUUAUCAUUCCUGUCGCGCGAGUAGGUGUACUUUACAAACGCACGGGCAUAUGCGAAAAUGGUUUUUAAUUUGUGUUUUUAAAAUAACCGAUAUUACGAUGUCUUUUUUUUUUUGAUUAGAAGAACCACGGUUUCAUUUACCCCGCUGCAAAUGAGUAAUGGAACUGUGAACCGAAGUUGUUUUUUGAGAAAGGGUUUUGUUUGAUUCACACUUUUUUUUUUUUUUAUUGAUUAGGGAAUAUUUUUGCUAAUAUUUUCGACUGUUUUUACGUUAAUUUAUUUUUAUUACGUUUUGUACAUGCGUACCUCUCUAUCUUAUGUUUGUAAAAAUGGUGUAUAAAGAAAACGUUUGUAAAGUGUAUUUAUUGGUACUUGGUACUAUACGUUGUAUAAUCAUGUGUAAUUUUAUUGUAUGCAAGAAAUGUGUGUAAACAUAUAAUUGGUUUAAUACAAUAGUUUUAUAAAUCGUUUGGUUUAGAAAA
This is a messenger RNA of Planococcus citri (citrus mealybug), 4491 nucleotides long. RefSeq names its product integrator complex subunit 3 (gene IntS3). Gene Ontology annotation, cellular component: cytoplasm. Bases 444 to 3665 code for a protein of 1073 amino acids. The record is from RefSeq and is a predicted model, not a curated record. Lineage: Eukaryota; Metazoa; Arthropoda; Insecta; Hemiptera; Pseudococcidae. The transcript is spliced from 18 exons.